Lachancea mirantina is the source of this 4875-nucleotide messenger RNA. Lineage: Eukaryota; Fungi; Ascomycota; Saccharomycetes; Saccharomycetales; Saccharomycetaceae. The record is from the annotation of a GenBank genome assembly.
AUGUCGAAUCACGAUCAUUCUUUCCUGGAUGUGUGGGACUUUUUAACAAGUUAUCGUUCUUCACCACAACGCCUUGAGGCAGCUUUCCCCAUAAUUUCCCACUUUUUGCUCAAUGGCGCGGAAACGCUGCGCAAUCCUGCUGCUUUGAUUGCGGUGGAUAGUCAACCAAGCAACAUAGCCACUAGUUUUGCCUUAAGAGGCAAAACUUACGAGGUAACGAGCUCACAAAAGGUGAAAGCUUCGAAAUUAUCACAAGAUUUACAUUUUGAAUUCCAGGAGUGUUUGAGAAUCGUUUCACAGGUGGACUCUAGAUUGAGCUGUAAUUUCGAACAGGAACAUCUGCACACGGAAUACGUUUUGAGAGAGCGAAAUAGUCUCCUUAACAUUCUUCUAAUUCUGCUUAACGGACAUGCAGAAUUACCAGCUGAGGCUGAUCAGUUGAUUGCCACAAUAAUCGGUGACAAGGACAAGUUUUGUCUCAAUUUGAUUGAUGCGAUUUCCAAACUGCUCGAAGCAACUAUCAGGGAUCAGAGGGGCGUCGAAGAUGACGACAACACGAAUUUGCAAACUAAAUCGACUUAUGCCACGCUGUAUAUUGCCGUGGGUAUCGAGAUAAUAGCAACGAUCAUCUUCAAUUAUAAUUGCCCUUUUAAUGUUACCACAAGGUGGCUGGAAUUGAUGAAAACCAGCGAUUAUCUGUUAAUUUUUGCAGACGCCAUGAAAAUACCAAGUGAUUCUCGGGAUCGACUAAUGGCACUCAGUACCGUGUGCACUUUACUCUUCUUAGGACUAGAUGCGUCUAGUCCCGCAAUUAACUCACAUGCAGACUUUUUCGUUCAUCCUUCGCAUUUCGUUUCAAUUAACCAGUUUUUUUUGGAACAACCGAAAAAUCCGAUUGUCAACUACUACUGGUCCUAUGUUUUGUCAUUGCAAUCUUACCUGUGUGAAGAAUACCCAGACGAAAAUCUUGAUUUCGUAGGAAAAGUUUUCGGAAGUACUCCAAUCACUUCUAUCAUUGCAACUCUGAUUUUAAAAGCUAAUGAAUUCAGUUUUUUGGAUUGCCUGACAUCCCAGGUCACUGCAGUGGCUGAUGACAAAAUAUGGUCUGUAGUACUGAUGGCGUUCGUGACACUAUCCUUAAAUUUCCUACCCUUUUCAGAUCUUGUUACAAGCGCUAUCGAAACCUCAUUGAAGUGUGUUCCGCCUAAAUUCAUUGAAGAUUUCUUAAUCUAUCCCGAAUUUGAAAGGAAAUUUUCUGUUGUGAGAGCGAAGGUGCCUCUAAUCAACGAAGGUCUUUUACCGAUGAUACAUCUAACCUCGUUAAACCCAGAUUUCGCAAACAUCGAGUGGAAAGAGCUUAACACGUACACGGAAAAUUUGACUCUAUCCGCUUUAAGUUACGAUUUGGCAGACUCUGACGAGGUUACCGACGAGUCGGAUUUGAUCGUGUUAAAAAAAGAACAUUUCGUGAAGCCGCCGCUAGAAUUGGAUAGUAAUACUUUUGUCCUGAUACCGGAAAACACAAAAGGUAAAAUUGUACCUACUGCAGAUGACAAUAGCGGGGAAGUUAAAGCAGUAGUAUUUCUCUACAGUUACAAUGGGUGGUCAAUGCUUGGAAGAUUAUUGAGUAAUUUAUGCAAGACCUACCACCAAUUUAAGGAAACUGACGAAAAAGAAAAGAACUCCGAGCUAUUGAUAGCCAUUAUUGGUCUUAUUUCAAGCGUUGUGGGAGCUGAAGUUCCUCGCACCCGUUCAGCGGAAAUAGUAAGCCAUCUUUCUGCAAACAUUAGCGAAGAUGAUAUCUUUGCCACAAUUUUCGGCUUAUUUGAGGUAGCGUUGAAUGCUCGCGAUAUACCUAUUUUAUGUGCCUGUUUGCGCUUGAUGAUAAGACUAACAUCAUCUUUCCCCCAGAUGGUAUGGGGCCAUUUAGUCAGGUCAGACCUCACCGAUAAAAAUGGAAAGGAAGGAUUAGCAGUAAUAAUUUUGGGUAGCACAGAGUUGCCAGCUGGUAACUUCGAAUUCAGCGCAUUGCUCAUUUCUCUGGUGAAUCAACUGGUGACGGACUCCAUGUCGGUAGACCAGAUGUUUCCGGAAAGAAUCAAAAGUGAAAUUCUUUUGAAGCUAACUGCACAUUUGAUCCAAAUUUAUGAGAGCUAUCAAUACUGGAGGUUCUUAGAUCAAAAUCAAAUGAUAGAGAUUGGUAUCUCGUUAACCUCCCUCAUUUCCAGGGUUUUGUACACCGUUUAUGGGAUAAACUCUUCCUUUUCAUCCGACAAAGGGCCCGGUAAAGUUUUGAAAGGAUCCGCAGACUGCAUAGUAAGCCACUUUUUUGCAUCACAAUCGCCCGAUGUUAGGGCGGUCAAUUCAUUGAAGAAUAUCAUAAAAGCCUCGCUGAAGACUGGCUCCAUCAACGGAAAGUCGGUUAACCUUAAGAAGCUUACGAGGCUCGUUACGAAAAGUUUUGACUUGGCAUCACUGCUGAUUUCUUUAAGGCCUUUGUUGAGACUAAAGCUCUCUACGCUAGAAUUGGUCCUAUUCUCAACUUCGUCGCACAUGGUCGAUUUAUAUUGCUCACGUCAUGAAGUCAGAAAUGAUGUGAUCAGGCUCUUAACCUAUUUGGUCAGUGUUCCAUUUGCUGAAGAUGUGCCAUCACUUUUAGCCCAUAUGGGACCAGAGAAGGCUGAAACAUUAUCGAGUAGCUUGGCUUCUGAUUUGAGAAAUCCUUUAACUGGGGACGCUCUUUUGCAAAACAUUUACACUUUCUUUUCGGCAGUUAUGGAUGGCCGUCAAGAUGGUCUAGCUGUCCUCUUUUUGACAGGAAGAGUAGUUUCCGGCUCAAAAUCAGAUGACAGUAAGCUGCGGAGCGCAAAGUCGUCGAAUACCUCUCUUUUGGAAAUAUUGAAAGAAACUGCUAUGAAACUAGACAGUUUGCCAAAGCCGGUGGCUUCGCAACUACUUGAUGCCAUUGCAUUUGCGUUCAAUAAAUGGAAUGCUGCCAGAGACCCUCAAAAGGACAAAUCUUUGAUAACAUUCUUGCUCAAAAAGCUUGAAAGUUUCAAACCUCUAUCCGCUCCCAUUGGAGCCAAAGACACAGCCGCAUUUGCUGAUCUGCUGAACGAUUUCAAAUUGGUUUCACGCUUAGCUGAGAUUUUGGCUUUAUGUCUCUACACAUCUUCACCUGCCGAUCCCUCGACAUACGCUGUUUUAAAGAGCACUCAACUGGCGACUAUCGUAAAACCUUAUUUCAAUCUUCAAAGUUUAGAUGAGGAUUCGGUCGAACUGCUUGAGAAAAAAUUUGAACAGCAGUGGCCAAAUUUGCAAUUGGACAUGUUCCUCAAGUCUCCUCUUUUGAGCUCUACUAACCAGAGAUUUAUUUUCAAUUUUGACUUGAUGGAUCACUACUUUAGUUGCGACGAAAAGUGGUCAGGGACAAACGAUAGGAAUGGUUUCAGAAGUGAACUAUUGGAGGUUUCAUCUAAACUCCAACUUAAAGCUUAUCGUAUCGCAGCUGCCAAAUCUUGGGGCGCUCUACUUUCAGCUUUCAUCAAAAAGACACCAACUCCACUUGAAUCGACUUUUAUUGACAUCGCGGAAAGUUUCUUGGCGCAAAAUGCAUCUUCAGAUAAAGAAAACCUACAAACUGAUGAGCUCUAUCUUGAAUGCUCGGAAUUGUCAUUUUACAUCCUUUACUCUCUUCUCAAGACCUCGGUCAAAGUUCCACAGAAAAGGCUUCAAUCUCUACUGCUGAAUUUGAUGGACACGGUAAAGUCGGAAAGGGUCAACUUCUUACAAAGCAUCGUUAGCUACAGCAAAUCAACAGCUUACCGUCCUAUAUUGCGCUGUGUUUUGAUUGUUUGCAGCCUAUUCAAGUCGCAAUGCGAAAUUUUUGAGAAUAUAUCAGAUGAGAUUCUCGAAUUUUUGGAAGCGACAGUCGCUAGAGGUGUUAGCUUAAUUCUCUCAGAGUUACUUGCUAAGAUUAACGCUUCUUUGGCAGAGGGAGUUGAGCCCGUCAUUGCCAAUAUCAGCGAAAAGAUUCAAGAUCUGUCCUUGUUGUUAUCACUUCUCACUCAUUUCAAAGCACUUCGACCCCCAGAUAGCUUCAAUCUAAUUCUCGCCUCAAUUCUUGACAAUGCAGGGACUUUGAAAGCUGUUUUGAAUCUCUACUCGUGCUCUCAUUUGAUGAAAAUUAACCGUGAGCCAGUUCUCUCCGAUCUUGCACUUUCAUUCAUUUUGGAGUUUUGCUCUGUUGAUUAUGUUGCCGAGAAACUGGUAUCCAAUGGCUUGUUUACUGUUAUUUUGGAGAGCCCCGUCUCUUUGGCCAUUCAGAAAGGUGGAAUAACACCUCAAGGAAAUCCUAGAUUGCAUCACAUUUGGAAUAAAGGAUUAAUAUGCGCGAUUUUGCAGUUAUUGAGUUUAUUUGGUACUAAUUUGUUGCCUGAGUGUUGCCUAUUUGUUUCGUUCUUUGGAGAACAAAUCAAAACAACGAUAACCAGCUGGUCGGGUGAUUCCCUGGCAAUUUCGAAUGCGCUAAUACAAGAAACCAUCCAAGUGGUCUUGCUGCAGAAGAUGUUUCGCGCUCUGGACUAUCGAGACUUUUUGGCAGAUUCAACUGGCCAGUCAAAGACAUCAAGUGAAGUUGAAGCCAUCCAACUCUUUUUCGGUCUUGAUUCAAAGCAGGAAAGAAAAGAGUUCAAUGCGACAUUGGAUCAUUUAUUGACGCAUCCCAAAUUUUUGAGCUCACGAAUCAUACCGACGACUUUAGAAGAACAACGGCUCUUAGAGCAAGAACCCACUAGAGCUCAAUUUUCUAAAAGCAUCACAGAGUCAAUCCGUCAACUACAGGCGGCUUUGACCUCCGAUAAUUGGAUCGAAUAA